Molecule: messenger RNA, 1293 nt
Organism: Alternaria ventricosa
Lineage: Eukaryota; Fungi; Ascomycota; Dothideomycetes; Pleosporales; Pleosporaceae
Exons: 2
Coding region: 1-1293 (430 amino acids)
Biological process (GO): retrograde transport, endosome to Golgi
Cellular component (GO): cytoplasm; late endosome
Molecular function (GO): oxidoreductase activity
Source: RefSeq, a predicted model, not a curated record
AUGGGAGCUGAUACUGUCAUCCUGGGAGCAGGUGUCAUUGGCCUCGCGACGGCCUAUCAGCUGGCUCUUACCCAUCGAAAGGCCGCCAUCGUAACAUCCAGGCCACCUGGAAAGAUCAUCGUCAUCGAACGAGCUGCACAUAUCAGUCCUGCUGCCUCUGGUCAAGCGACAGGUGGACUUGGAGAUUUCGGCUUCGCGACCGGUGUCGCUGAUUUGGGCGCUCUUUCUUACAGACUGUUCCAGGAACUUGCUCUCGCAAAUGGAGUGAAGGAGUUUGGCUUUAGCGAGUCUACAAUCUAUCGCAUCAUCCCCGAGGACUUCACGGGUACGCCUAAGCCACCUGAUACUUGGGGUCCGACUCCUCCCGUUGAACAGCCUGUGUCUGCGCUUCCCGACUGGAUCAGACCAAAGAGCCAUUGGUCAAUGCAGCGUAUGGCUGGGCCCUCUCAUGCAUCACAUCUGGAUCCAGCUCAGUUCUGCCGAUUUCUUUACGAAGAGUGCAAGAAACUAGGCGUUGACUUCAUCUUCAACGCGAACGCAACAUCAGUUCAGGCGACACCAGGAUCGCGACAUUUAACAAGCAUCCAGAUCAAACAACAGGAUGGUGACUCGCUCAACAUCCCCUGCAAAAGUCUAGUCAUAGCAGCAGGUCCCUGGUCCCCACGUGUCUUCUCAACACUGUUCCCUCACGCCUCUUUCCAGCUACAGAUGAAUUCCACAGCGUCAGCCGGAAACCAUUUCCGCGUUCGCACUCCUGGAUGGAAGCCAGAGAACGACCAGAAAGGAAGUGAGCAAGUCUUCUUCCAAAGCGAAGUUCCGGGUAGACAGGGUAUCGACGUCACUAGUUUUCCCGGAGAGGAGUUGUACAUAGGUGGAUGGGGAGCCACACCGGAAGAACUUCCUGAACUUGCAGAGAAUGUGCAUGCGCAGCCGGAUGAGGUUGAGAGUAUGAAAGAGGUUUUGAAGGGGUAUUUGAGAGUGCCGGAGGAUGAAGAGUUGGAUGUGUUUGCGGUGGGGAGGUGCUAUAGGCCGCUUGCGGAGUUCGGACAUCCGAUAGUCACGAAGGUAGAUUGGGAUUUGCUUGGUAUGGAUAACGACUUCCGUGAGGCGCCGCUUCGUUCUGAACAAGAGGAUGAUCUCCAGCAUGGUCGGUACGGCCCCGGUGGUUUGUUCUUCAACACAGCGCACUUCGAUGAUGGUGUAACAUUGUCGCUCGGAAGUGGGAAGGUUAUGAGUGAGCUACUGUUGGGCUUACCUCCGUCAGUUGAUGUGUCGGGACUUGGAUUGAGCUGA